Messenger RNA from Mobula hypostoma (lesser devil ray), 1444 nucleotides. RefSeq names its product synaptophysin-like 1 (gene sypl1). Bases 121 to 828 code for a protein of 235 amino acids. The record is from RefSeq and is a predicted model, not a curated record. Gene Ontology annotation, cellular component: synaptic vesicle membrane; synaptic vesicle. NCBI's taxonomy places the organism in Eukaryota, Metazoa, Chordata, Chondrichthyes, Myliobatiformes, Myliobatidae. The transcript is spliced from 5 exons.
UCGAUAGCCGUGUCCCUCUCCCGCAGGAAGUGGUGAGAGGACGGGCGGACAGGUAGAGCGGCGCCCCCUCGGCUGCUCGAUACUCUUGCUUUGCUGCUCUCGCUUGUUCGCUGCACGGAAAUGGCCGCGCUGCAGCUGGACUUCGGGCCGCUGAAGGAGCCGAUCGGUUUCAUCAAGCUCCUGGAGUGGAUAUUUGCAGUUUUUGGAUUCGCAACAUGUGGUGGGUUCACUGGCCAUACUGCAUUGAAAGUGAAAUGCAAAAAUGGCAGUGGUCCUAUGGAAUAUAAAGCAAACUUCCAAUAUCCAUUCAGGCUGAAUACUGUUAUUCUGCUACCCCAGAAGACAUGCAAUAGUACUGUAGCAACCCAUCUGGUAGGAGAUUUUUCAUCCUCUGCUGAAUUUUUUGUUGCCAUCGCUGUCUUAGCCUUCCUCUAUUGCAUGGCUGCUCUUCUUAUCUACAUUGGUUACCUCCAUGUGUAUCGUGAAGGCAAACGUGGUCCAAUAAUUGACUUCAUUGUAACAGUAAUUUUUGCCUUCUUGUGGUUGGUCAGCUCUUCAGCUUGGGGUAAAGGCCUCACUGAUCUCAAAUACAGUACAAAUCCAGAUGUCCUCAAGGACCAGCUUGAGCUCUGCAAGAGUGAGGCUGAGUGUACUCCUUCAACCGUGUCUGGCAUGGGAAGUUUGAAUGUGUCUGUGGUGUUUGGCUUUCUUAAUCUGAUUCUGUGGUGUGGAAAUGCCUGGUUUGUGUACAAGGAAACAAACUGGCAUGCCGAGCCAGCACAACAUCAGGAUCCAGGGAAUGUGGCACCACCAGCUCCAAGUUCGUAGAUGGCAAUUAAAAGAUUGUUGAGGAGUGUGUUUACAACCUCUACAAAUGAUUCGUUUUGCUUAUAACACUGCAGAAGCUUUUUGGGAAACUAUCUAUCAUACCUGUUGUAUUCACUGUUUGUGCUGUUGUAUCAUGUGCCUUUUUGGAGCUGGAUGAAGGAGAGAAGAGAAAAGGAACAUGUGUAGUCCCAUUUAAGUGUUGAGGUUUCCAGUGCAAGAAUAUUCAGAGGCAUUGUCAAUAAUACAUUUAGUGAUCUCUUACAUCACAAGUACAUAAUAUAGUGGAGCCCUUUCAGAAUAUCUAUUUUCUCCCUGGGUUGCUGUUCCCAGAAGAGUAUUUAUCAUGUACACAUACAAUUCAGUGAAUAUUUGCCAAAUACGCUGUUCUCCUAUUUGAACUUGAUGGCAAAUUUGAAAGAAGAUUUGUAUGUAUCAAACCAUUAUUGAAUUGAGAAAAUCUCUUUAUUAUGAUGUACAAUUUGAUUAUUAAGUACACAGUUGGAUUCACGUGGUCUGCACUGUACUGAAAGCAAUUUUUUUGCACAGGAGAUGUUGCUCUUUAAUGGGCUGUGCUAUGAAACAAUUUAAAACAUCACAUUAAAGAACACUUCCUUUA